This is a messenger RNA of Racocetra persica, 142 nucleotides long. Lineage: Eukaryota; Fungi; Glomeromycota; Glomeromycetes; Diversisporales; Gigasporaceae. The record is from the annotation of a GenBank genome assembly.
UGAUCUUGAGAAUAUUCAUAGAAAUCUUGAGCUAUCAAAGACUAAAGCUACUUUCUGUAAACUAAGCAUUAAACUUAAGAUCUUUAAGCCUGCAAACAAUACCCCAAAUAGCUCUUUCUUCAAGAAAGAUAGAGACACUUAG